UUUUUUAAUCCGCUAAUCAAGAAAUUUUUUUUUGACAAAACUUUUAUAUAUUAAAUAAUUUCGGAUAAACGGUGGAGUAUAUCACUUUUCAUAUUAGUAUUAAAAAAAAAGAAUGAGUUGGAGUUAGUAGUGCUAAACGGUAGAUUCAAGUGAAAAUGUUGAAACUUUGUGUUGCAUGAAAACAGAUUCGAGCAAAGUUAAUCUUAACAUCCCAAAAUGGUGCAACUAAAAUAUAACAAAGUAUCUAAAACUAUCACUAGAACUAUAUUGAAUAGAGAGAACAAACGUGCUUGAAUAUCAAUAUUUUAAUAUGAACAACAAAAUGCACAUUGAGACAUUGAGUCAAAGUUUAUCUUCCUUUAAAAAAAAAGGUCUUUGUUUCCGUGUGGAACUGUGGAUCCCCCGCCUAGGUUGCUAUAUAAUAUAGUCUUAUGUCAUUAUUAUUUCUUUGUCGUUUUACUUUCUGGUAUCCAAAUCCAACAACUAUUUGGUGUUCAUAUUGCAGAGCUAGCUGUGCAGCAGUAAAACUAUGAUCAUAUAUAAAUUGUUAACAUAACCAAUAUUAAAAAAUGUUCAUGUGUGUUUUAGUUUAGAGUAGAAAUGAUGUACUUAAGAUUAGUUAAUUGGAUUGCAUUGCAUCUUAGUUGGCUAUAAAUCCUCGUUAGUUGCUUAUUAUUUACCAUUAUAUCAUUCAUGCCUCUUUUCUUCAGUCCCCAGUAAACCAGUUUCUGUUGAACCAAAUCAAUAUCAGGCCAUGGGGUCUCUUUUGUUGCUGCAAUUUCAAAUCAUUUUGUGUCUACAUCUGUUCUUCACUUCUUUCUCUUCGUCUUCGUCUUUGUCUCCGCCUUUAUGCCAUCCUGACCAAAACUCUGCCUUGCUUCAACUCAAGAACUCGCUAAAAGUUGAUGGAUGGGAAAAUGGAACAGAUUGCUGUUCGUGGCCUGCUGUCACGUGUGAAUCCACGUCUGGUCACGUGAUUGGUCUCGACCUCAGCUGGCAUGGGCUUGAAGGUAAAAACAAUUCUACAAGUAGUCUUUUCCAUCUUACUCAUCUCCAAAAGAUCAACCUUGCUCACAAUAGUUUCUAUGGUCCUCUAUUACCAUCUCAGUUUGGCGGGUUUGUGAAUCUUACACACUUGAACUUGUCUUGGUGUUCUUUUGAAGGUGAUAUUCCUUCUGAAAUCUCAUAUCUUUCCAAAUUAGUCUCAUUAGAUCUCUCAGGUAACUUAAAUCUAAAGUGGACAGAAAUCACUUGGAAGAGGCUGCUGCAAAAUGCAACAGCUUUAAGAGAGAUCUUUCUAGAUUAUACAGAUAUGUCAUCAAUUAGUCUAAGUUCUUUGUCUUUAAUCACCAAUUGGUCUUUCUCUUCGGUUACUCUUGGUCUUAGUAACACAAAUAUAACGGGGUAUUUGACAAGUGAUAUUCUUUGUUUGCCCAAUCUUAAAGAGCUGCAUCUAUAUGGAAACACAUACCUUCAAGUCCAUGUUUCUAGAUUGAAUUGCAAUGCUUCUGUUAGUAUUUUGGAUCUUUCAUUUUGUGAGUUCCAAGGAUCAUUGAUCCCUUCAUCUUUCUCUAAUCUCACAUAUCUCACUUCUUUGACUUUGUUUGAUUGUGGCCUUAAUGGUUCAAUUCCCUCUUCACUUUCAAACCUUCAACAUCUCACUCACUUGGACCUUUCAUCUAAUAGUAUCGUCGGCUCGAUCCCAUCCUCAUUUUCAAACCUUCAACAUCUCACUUACUUGGAUCUUUCAAACAAUAAUCUAACUGGUGCAGUCCCAGCAUCUUUUUCAAAGCUAGAGCUUCUCACUCAUUUAGACCUUUCAUCCAAUGAACUCAAUGGUUCAAUCCCUUCAUCUCUUUGGAAGCUUCAAGAUCUUGUUGUCUUGGAUCUUUCUUACAAUGAACUAAGUGGUCAACUUCCAGAUAUAUUUGGUGGGCUAAACAAACUGCAAACUCUUAAUCUUGGGAAAAACAAAAUACAGGGAAAGUUGCCAUUCUCAUUGUUUACAUUGACUCAACUUUCCAUCUUGUAUUUUUCUUCUAAUAAAUUUGAAGGGCCCUUACCUAAUCAAAUAGCAGGUUUUUCAAAUCUGACUGAAUUAUAUCUGGAUGACAACUUGUUAAAUGGGACAAUUCCUUCUUGGUGUUUAUCUUUGCCGCUUUUGAAACAUUUAAACCUUUCAAGUAACCAAUUCACAGGAAAUCUAAGUGAAAUCUCAUCUUAUUCCUUGCUGUACUUAAAUUUAUGCGGCAACAAAAUUCAUGGAGAUAUUCCACAGUCGAUUUUCGACCUUGUGAACCUCACUGAAUUGUGUUUGUCAUCAGAUAACCAUGGUGGUUUUGUCAAUUUUCCACUCUUCUCCAAACUUCAGAACUUGAGGUCUCUUACUCUUUCAGGCUAUGAAUCAAUAUCACUAAAAUCUGAUGUCAAUGCCAAUUACACUUUCUCCAAUUUGAAAAUGUUGCACUUAUUUUCCAACACCAUACUUGACUUUCCAAAGUUCUCAGGAAAAUUUCCGAGGUUGCUCAUACUUGAUUUAUCCAAUAACAAUCUCCAAGGUGAAAUGCCCAAAUGGAUACAUGAUUUGGAUUCUUUAUAUCAUUUGAACCUCUCAACAAACCAAUUGACAUCAAUAGAAAAUUUCUCAUGGCAUGGCCUGCAAUACCUUGAUCUUAGUUCUAACUUGAUGACCAAUGAAAUUUCAUCCAUCUUAUGCAAUAUAAGUUCUCUUGAGGUUGUGGACUUGUCCAACAACUAUUUCACAGGAACAAUUCCACAAUGCCUUUCCAAUUUAUCAUAUCUUGAAGUUUUGGAUCUACGGAUGAACAAACUCUAUGGCACUUUGCCAGAUACGUUUUCCAUGAACAGCAACCUCAAAACUUUGAAUCUGUAUUGAAAUCAAGUAGAAGGCCAAUUGCCUAAAUCUUUGUCCAACUGCACAGAGCUGGAGGUUUUAAUUCU
Messenger RNA from Arachis ipaensis, 2961 nucleotides. The record is from RefSeq and is a predicted model, not a curated record. Lineage: Eukaryota; Viridiplantae; Streptophyta; Magnoliopsida; Fabales; Fabaceae.